GCCUCUGAACCGCGCCGGAGAAAUUGCAGCGACAAAUAAUUUGCAUCUCCCAAUUACCCGAGCUUGCGGUCUGAGAUAAACCAACAAAUUCGCGGCGCCAGAAAGCUAUUCACGCGAUUGAGAAGAAGGCAAGCAUCGCUGUUCACCUGCUUGAUUCAGUUAACAUAGCAGCGCUCGUAUUCUACACGCGCGUCUCGACGUCACCACGCAAUCCAACCGCGCCUGGCCGACACCCAAGCCAUUCGCUGGCCCGGAGGAUUGACACUUUCGCACGCGCUUUUCACCGGCAGUUACCACCAACAUGGGCAAUCAAAUAUCCAAAAUGAUGGGGAAGAUCUUCGGAUCUAGGGAAAUGCGACUGUUGAUGCUGGGCCUUGAUGCCGCAGGCAAGACAACGAUUCUUUACAAGUUGAAACUCAAUCAAGAUGUCACCACGAUUCCUACCGUUGGAUUCAACGUCGAAACGGUCACAUAUAAGAAUGUCAAGUUCAAUGUCUGGGAUGUGGGUGGACAAGACAAGAUUCGACCACUUUGGCGACACUAUUUCUCCGGCACACAAGGCCUAAUCUUCGUGGUUGACUCGAACGAUCGAGCGCGGAUUGAUGAAGCCAGGCAAGAGCUGCACAGGAUCAUACUUGACCGAGAAAUGAAAGAGGCACUUCUGCUGGUUUUCGCCAACAAACAGGACAUUCCAGGCUCCAUGACGCCGACUGAAGUCACGGAGAAGUUGAGACUCGGCCAAUUGAAGGAACGAAUAUGGUACGUGGUGCCUAGUUGCGCUACCACCGGCGAAGGAUUGCUCGAAGGACUGAGUUGGCUGUCAACGAACGUCAAGUCACAACCACGACCAGCAGCAGCCAAAUGAACAGCAUUGAUCUUUGAAUGAGAUUGCGAAAGAGGAGAUGAUGUGCGGAUUGAUUUACGGUUUUCGACAUUCGCCGAUGAGCUGGACAUCAUCGAUUAUGAUACCAAUUUGCAAGCGUUCUCGAGAGGCUGUUCUUGAGCGGAUUUUUGCGGGCUCCAUACGCGACGUCGUUACUGCAUCGUGUGGAGUAUUUGCUGUGCGGAUGAUUGUGCGUAUGAGGAAAAAGCGCAUCACAGAAUGAAGUGCGGAGUGUGGGUACAAAUAUUGGAGGAUGUCCAUUGCGCAAUGGCAACUAAAGGAAUGUGAAAACUGCUCUGAGCUCACCCUAAUUGUACACUAGUCUAAUGAUACAGCUUCUGGCUCAGGUUCAUCAUGACUUCUGUCCUUCAAGUCACUCUUGACCUCUCUCCUGCUUGUAGAAUUCAUGCAC
Messenger RNA from Exophiala xenobiotica, 1295 nucleotides. RefSeq names its product ADP-ribosylation factor 6. Lineage: Eukaryota; Fungi; Ascomycota; Eurotiomycetes; Chaetothyriales; Herpotrichiellaceae. Gene Ontology annotation, cellular component: cytoplasm. Bases 302 to 865 code for a protein of 187 amino acids. Gene Ontology annotation, molecular function: GTP binding; GTPase activity. The transcript is spliced from 3 exons. Gene Ontology annotation, biological process: intracellular protein transport; vesicle-mediated transport. The record is from RefSeq and is a predicted model, not a curated record.